Messenger RNA from Melanaphis sacchari, 644 nucleotides. RefSeq names its product cuticle protein 18.6-like. The record is from RefSeq and is a predicted model, not a curated record. Lineage: Eukaryota; Metazoa; Arthropoda; Insecta; Hemiptera; Aphididae. The transcript has 2 exons. Gene Ontology annotation, cellular component: extracellular matrix. Bases 82 to 504 code for a protein of 140 amino acids.
CGUCUCCAGUCUCUAAAUUCAUCAGUUUAUUUUUGUUAACAGUCAUCGAAUAAUCUCAUAAAAUAAUCAAAAAUCCAUAAAAUGGACGCCAAGUUGAUCGUCUUCACCGUUUGCAUGGCUUCCGCCCUCGCCCAAUACUCUGCCCCAGCCUAUAGAUCAGUGUACUCGGCGCCCAUUUAUUCGGUACAAAGAGCCUACGCCCCAGAGCCUACAUACGCACCAGCCCCAUACAAAUUCGAGUACAGCGUCAACGACCCAUCUACAUACGACGUGAAGAGCCAAUCUGAAUACGCCGACGGCAACGGCAACAUCAAGGGAUCCUACAGCCUCUUGGAAGCUGAUGGUUCCACCCGCGUCGUUGAAUACACCGCCGAUGACCAAAGCGGUUUCAACGCCAUCGUCAAGAAGAUCGAAGGAGGAUACAAGACCCCGUACAACGCCCCUGCCUACAAACCCGUCUACCCAGCACCGGCUUACAAACCAGUUCCAUACAAGGCAUACUAACAUUUUUUUCAUUUUUGAGUCAUAACACUAAAUGUUCAUGCAGGUAGUCAUGACAUUUUAAUUUCAUGUUCAUCAACCAAAUAUUUCAUCAGUGUAUUUAUUUUGUAAAUAAAUAGCAAAUAAAAAUCAAAAUGAGAUAA